AUGCCCUUGCCCAGUUUGUCCCCUGCCAGGCCAGCAGAGGUGAGUAGCCCAGAGGUCCAAGAGGGCAGUCUGGAUGCUGCCAAAGCAGAGGGAGCAGAGGAGGCUUUGUGGCCUGCACGCCAGAACUUGCCCUCUACAAUCACCACAGCACCUCCAGCUGGCAAGGAUGACCAUUCCACCAGUGGGGAAGUGGGGGCUCAGAAACGCCUGACAUCCAAGCCUUCUAAGAGUGGAAAGAAGGCAGCGGUGGAAUAUGACCAGGGGAACCUCAUCCCUCUCUCGGAGCUGACUCCACACAUCUCCUGUUAUAUUUGCAAAGGUUAUUUAAUAGAUGCAACAACCAUUACAGAAUGUCUUCAUGCCUUCUGUAAAAGCUGCAUCAUAAAACAUUUUGAACAUAGUUAUAGGUGUCCAAAAUGCAACAUUGUAGUGCACGAGGCCAAACCUCAUAAUCACCUGAGGUCGGAUCCACAAUUGCAAAACAUAGUGUACAAAUUAGUGGCAGGUUUAGAGGAAAAAGAAAAAAAGCAAAGGCAAGAAUUCUAUAAAGAAAGUUAUUCAGAAACACCAAAACCUGAUGCUGUUCCACAGCCAGGCCCUUCAAGAAGGGAACACUAA
Onychomys torridus (southern grasshopper mouse) is the source of this 618-nucleotide messenger RNA. RefSeq names its product polycomb group RING finger protein 6-like. The transcript has a single exon. The record is from RefSeq and is a predicted model, not a curated record. Gene Ontology annotation, biological process: regulation of transcription by RNA polymerase II. The coding region runs from base 1 to 618 and encodes 205 amino acids. Gene Ontology annotation, cellular component: PRC1 complex. Lineage: Eukaryota; Metazoa; Chordata; Mammalia; Rodentia; Cricetidae.